UGAUUUCGAAGGCAGUUGGGUCAUGGACUCAGCCAUUUCCUCUCCCUUUCUUUCCCCCUUCUGACACCACAGCGCACGUCUCCCUGUCUCUGUCCUUCCUCUCUCUCUCUCUCGCUCUCUCUCUCCCUCUCUGUGUGUGUGAUGGCGUCCCCACGGCUGGAGACUUUCUGCUGUCCGAACCGGGACGCAGCGACAGAGUUCGUGUUGACCUUCCAGCCCGUCCUGUUCGGGGCUUUGAGUCUGACCAGCGCGGCUCUCAGCCUCUUGUUUGCCAUUUUACAGAUUUUGCCAAAAAGCAACGGCUACAGGAGAGUGGGACAGCAUCCUCUCCCACGACCCGCGUCCUCCUCACGGAUAUUGUUCAUCAUCAGUGUUUGUGACAUUCUGGGAUGCGCAGGUAUCGCCAUGAGGUCGUCGGUGUGGCUGGGCUUACCCAACAUCAUGGAGAACAUCUCAGUGGUCAACAACACCGACGUGUGGCCAGAAGUCUUCUGCGUUGGCAGCUCAAUGUGGAUCCAGUUGUUCUACAGCGCUUCUUUUUGGUGGACCUUCUGCUAUGCCGUCGACGUCUUCCUCGUGGUUAAAACGUCGGCAGGAAUCAGCACCAUUAUUCUCUACCACAUGAUUACAUGGGGUCUGGCUGUGCUGCUGUGUGUUGAAGGCGUCGCCAUGCUUUACUAUCCCUCCAUUUCCAACUGCGAGCAAGGCCUGCAGCACGCCAUACCUCACUACGUCACCACAUAUGCACCCAUGCUGCUCGUCCUCAUAGCCAACCCCAUCUUCUUUAAUUGCACCAUAUCUGCAGUGACCUCUUUGCUGAAAGGGCGACAAGGAAUCUACACAGAAAACGAAAGGCGGCUGGCCAGUGACAUAAAACUGCGCUUCUUUAAGAUGAUGCUGGUGUUCUUUAUUUGCUGGGCUCCCAACAUCAUCAACGAGAUCCUCCUCUUUUACCUGGAGAUGCAGACAGACAUCAACGACAGCAGUCUGAGGAAUAUCAGAAACGCAGUCCUCAUCUUAUGGUUUAUCAUGGGCAUCCUGAACCCCAUGCAGGCUUUCCUCAACACCCUGGCCUUCCACGGCUGGACGGGCCUCAGCGUUGACUUUAACCUGCAGCGGAGGAGGGAGCUGCCCUGGGACUCACUGUCUACGUCAGUGCCCAACACGGCCACCGGUAACCCCGUCGUGGGAAACAACCUGCUCUACCAGAGUCACAUCCAGGAAAUCCAGAAGGCCAAAGUCAAUGGAAAGCACCACUCUGACGCCAUCAGUGUCCUCUCUGAAGGUUCAGACUCUAGUACAGUUGAAAUCCACAUUUCCAGUGAGCUACGAGACUAUGAGGAUAUAGACGCUGACGGAGAAUCCUUGGAGAACUCUGUGAGGGACUAGCUACAACAAACAACAAACCAGCGUCCUCUUCCUUUUGUGCCGUGUGACGUUGCCCCUUUUAGCAACUUGUGUUUCAAUAUUGUCUCCUCGUAGUCUCCUUUGUGCUCCUGAGAUUCAAACUGAUCAAGAUUUCAUUAGUUGGUACAACAAUAUAAGUCCCGUCCUUAAUUCUAAGCCUUAUUUUUCAUUUACCUCUAAGCUUUUUAAAUCCUGUCUGCAGCACAGCGUACUAUCACUCCACAUACUCCUCGACCGAUCAGCCAGAAAACAACUGCAGUCUCGUGCGAGUUGGUAACGGAACAAAUGUGAUUUUAUUCUUCAAUAAAGACGCACAUGCUGUGCUUUGACGAUGCCUUAAAUGCUAGAGGAACGCACAGUGGAUUUGUGAUAAGUACACUUGCCGUUGACUUCAGAAGAAUGUAGAUGGUCACAUUUCCAGCGGUCCACCUUGUAUUUUUGCACACAUCUAUUUAACCAAAAUAUUUUUUUAAGAAUUUGCUCAUGAGACUUUCUUGACACUAGAGCAUUACCACCCAGCACUCGUCGGUCUCAGUCUGGACCAUUUUUGAUUUAAAUGUUUAACAAGCCAAGAACUAGUUUUGUGAACUUUUCCUUUGACAAAAUUGUGUUUGUGAGUUCAUAGUUCUUGAGUCCAAGUGAACAACUGUAGCAGAUGUAAUGUCAUAUUUAUUAAAGAUUAAACUGACCAUGACCUUUGACCAACAAAA
Messenger RNA from Solea senegalensis (Senegalese sole), 2117 nucleotides. It is a transcript of the gene gpr143, whose product is annotated as G protein-coupled receptor 143. The record is from RefSeq and is a predicted model, not a curated record. The coding region runs from base 142 to 1389 and encodes 415 amino acids. Gene Ontology annotation, molecular function: L-DOPA receptor activity; dopamine binding; L-tyrosine binding. Lineage: Eukaryota; Metazoa; Chordata; Actinopteri; Pleuronectiformes; Soleidae. Gene Ontology annotation, cellular component: melanosome membrane; plasma membrane. Gene Ontology annotation, biological process: G protein-coupled receptor signaling pathway; regulation of calcium-mediated signaling; melanosome organization. The transcript has 9 exons.